Messenger RNA from Python bivittatus (Burmese python), 1392 nucleotides. The record is from RefSeq and is a predicted model, not a curated record. Lineage: Eukaryota; Metazoa; Chordata; Lepidosauria; Squamata; Pythonidae.
CGGCUGCUGAGUUACUGGCGCUAAAAUGGCUCCUUCCAGGCGGCUAAAAUCUAAGCCUCGAAGUACCGACGCCUCCCUGUUCGCCUUGCACCGAGGCUCGGACGAGGCCCAGUCCUCCCCCGGCUUGUCGCAUCUGAGGCCGCAGCCCCGCGCGCUUCGUACGUGGUGACGCAACGCUGUAGCGUGACGUUCGGAGGAGAGUUUCCCAGCCGCGCUCGCGCGUGUUCGGGGACGGUUGCCGUGGUAACGCUUCGCCGAGCCUGGCCUAGGAUGGCUGCGGCGGCGGGGGCAGCGGUGGCCGCGGCGACGGCCGAGCAGGAUGACGGGCCGCCCCUGCCAGGGCCCCCCGUGGGGCGACGAGCCGUCUGCUCCCGACCCUACUUCGUAGUGCUGAUGGUGUUCGCGCAUCUCUACGUGCUCAACGUGCUGGGCUUGCUGCUCUUCGUGCACAUCAGCUCCGACGAUGGGGGGGACCCGGAGCCGAGGAAAGAGUCUCCUGGCCCCGUGCAGGAUGCGCCUGUGCAGCCAGUUUCUUCAGGCAACUCGGACCCUCAGACUCUGCCUCGCCUGCAGGGCAUUAAGGUGGGCCAUAAACAGAAGUUGGAACUGGUUCCUAACAAAAUCCAUGUUAUGAAAACUCUCAGCCUGAAACCACUUCUUUUUGAAAUCCCAGAUUUCCUGAGUGAAGAUGAAUGUAAAUUAAUUAUUCAUUUGGCUCAGCUGAAAGGCCUACAGAAAAGCCAGAUUUUGCCCACAGAAGACUAUGAAGAAGCUAUGGAAAUGAUAGAUAUCAGCCAGAUGGAUAUCUUUAAUCUGCUAGAUCACAACCAGGAUGGACAGCUGCAACUGAAGGAGGUACUGACACAUACCCGCCUAGGAAAUGGUAGGUGGAUGACACCUGAGAGCAUCCGAGAGAUGUAUGCUGCAGUGAAAGCAGACCCAGAUGGCAAUGGUGUUCUGAGUUUGGAAGAGUUUAAACAAUUGAACAUUCGAGACUUCCACAAGUAUAUGGGUAGCCGAAAGGUGAAAAUGAGUGAUCUGGUGCGGAACAGCCAACAUACGUGGCUGUACCAAGGUGAGGGGGCACAUCAAGUCAUGCGCUCCAUACGGCAAAGGGUGAUUCACUUAACCCAUCUGCCGCCAGAGAUCGUAGAACACAGCGAACCGAUGCAGGUGGUCCGCUAUGACCAGGGAGGGCAUUACCAUGCUCAUAUGGAUAGUGGACCGGUGUUCCCUGAAACUGCCUGUAGUCACACCAAACUGAUUGCCAAUGAAACUGCUCCAUUUGAGACGUCUUGCCGCUACGUGACAAUACUGUUUUACUUAAAUAACGUGACAGGAGGAGGUGAAACUACUUUUCCUAUUGCAGAUAACAGGACAUAUGAAGAGUUG